Coffea arabica (coffee) is the source of this 1361-nucleotide messenger RNA. RefSeq lists its product as uncharacterized. The record is from RefSeq and is a predicted model, not a curated record. Lineage: Eukaryota; Viridiplantae; Streptophyta; Magnoliopsida; Gentianales; Rubiaceae.
GGGUUGGAACUGGAAACAGAGAGAUUCUGCAACUGUAAUAAACUGGCUUGAUAACUCUCUAUUUGAAAAAAAAAAAAAAAAAAAAAAAGGUAAUCAAGAUGAGGAAAAAUAAGCAAGAUGAACUGUGGGACGAUUCUGCCCUGAUUAACGCCUUCAAUGAUGCCAUCUCCAAGUACAAGAAAAUGCAUAUUCAAGGAAGCCAAGUCAGCUCAGCUGAUGGUCAAGAACAUGCUGGAAGAGUUGAUGAGAUAAGUGAUGACAACAAGGUUCCAUCAAACAGCGCUGCUGAAACAGAAGAAAAUGGUAAUGUGCCAACUGUCAAAGAAUCAUCUUUUUUGGAAUCAGAAGCUCCUGAAGACCAUGUAGUUUCAUCUACUGGGCAAGGCAUCCAUCAAGAGCCUGUGGGUUAUCUAAACUUGCAGACUACUGAACACUACAAUCAGUUGGUAAACAAAUAUUAUGAGCUUGAGGAUCAGAGGCAAAAGAUUCUGCAGCAACUUAACCAGUUUGGUUAUUGGAAUUAUGAUUCUGGUUUAACUGCUUCCGUGUCUCAAGAGCCUGAAACCUCUACUUCCCAAGCUUAUCCAACAGUUCCAAGUUCUUUCUGUCCUUAUGGGUGUCAAAGUUGGGUAGCUCCAUGCACUUCAGUACCUUGUUAUUUCUCUGGUGGAGCUUGUGCUGGAAACUCUUGCAAUGCUUCUGCAAAAGGUGCUACUACUAAAAACUUAACAUCUCCAGGAGAAACUGAUUCUGUUAAAACAGCAAUGUUUGCUGCAGAACAAGCACUGUCUUCCUUGAAGGAACAAGCUUGCGCUAAUUGUGAUGCUUCUGUAAAUGAAGGGAAAGAGAAACAGUCACAGAAAAAUUUGUGUCAUUUGGAGAAAAGUACCAGUUCGGAAACAGAUCUUACUGUUGUUUUGAAUGCUUGGUAUUCUGCUGGUUUCUACACUGGCAAGUAUCUUACCGAGCAGUCUUCUGCUAGGCACGGACAUGACUAAGCCUCGCAUGUUUCAGCAAAGAAAAUUUGAUUCUUCAAGAACUUGUAUCCGUCAUGUGUGCAAUGAAGAUCUUGCUCUAUUAACAUCUAAUGGCAAACGAGAAGUGGGAUUAUGGUACCCAUGCCAUGACCAGGCAGCAAUGCAAGCUCGUCUCAAAACUCUGGACUCCUUUGUUAGACAGCUAUGUGUGUAGUUUCUUCUCUGUACCAGGGGAUAUUUGAGGAAGUAUCAACGGAUCCUUGUAAAGUCGCAAUAUUGGCCAUUGGCAUCUUAUAAGAGAGCUAAUAUUCGGUAGGUAGAAAAAUUGUCUUCUACAAUUGCGAAUCUGGAAGCGAAGAUAAUGAACCAAGCAACUUUCCGUCG